This is a messenger RNA of Puma concolor (puma), 2151 nucleotides long. Lineage: Eukaryota; Metazoa; Chordata; Mammalia; Carnivora; Felidae. The record is from RefSeq and is a predicted model, not a curated record.
AUGGCGGCGACUGUGGUGGCGUCGCCUGGUGCGGUGGCUAGUCGGGCCAACAAGCGCAGCGGCCCUGGGCCGGGAAGCGGCAGCGGCGCGGGAGCCAAAGGGUCGGAGGAGGAACCGCCGCCGCCCCUACAAGCAGUUCUGGUGGCAGAUAGCUUCAAUCGCCGCUUCUUCCCCAUCUCUAAGGACCAGCCUCGGGUCCUCUUGCCCCUGGCCAAUGUGGCACUAAUUGACUACACUCUGGAAUUUCUGACCGCCACAGGUGUACAGGAAACCUUUGUUUUUUGUUGCUGGAAGGCUGCUCAAAUCAAGGAACAUUUACUGAAAUCCAAGUGGUGCCGCCCUACAUCCCUCAACGUGGUUCGAAUAAUUACAUCAGAAUUAUAUCGAUCACUGGGGGAUGUUCUCCGUGAUGUUGAUGCCAAGGCCUUGGUGCGCUCUGACUUCCUUCUGGUGUAUGGGGAUGUCAUCUCAAACAUCAAUAUUACCAAAGCCCUGGAAGAACACAGAUUGAGGCGGAAGCUAGAAAAAAAUGUAUCUGUGAUGACAAUGAUCUUCAAAGAGUCAUCCCCUAGCCACCCAACUCGUUGCCAUGAGGACAAUGUGGUAGUGGCUGUGGAUAGUGCCACAAACCGGGUUCUCCAUUUCCAGAAGACCCAAGGUCUUCGACGGUUUUCUUUUCCUCUGAGUUUGUUCCAGGGCAGUGGAGAUGGUGUAGAGAUUCGCUAUGAUUUACUGGACUGUCACAUCAGCAUCUGCUCUCCUCAGGUGGCUCAACUCUUUACAGACAACUUUGACUACCAAACUCGAGAUGACUUUGUGCGAGGCCUGUUAGUGAAUGAGGAGAUCCUAGGGAACCAGAUCCACAUGCACGUGACAACUAGGGAAUAUGGCGCCCGGGUCUCCAACCUACACAUGUAUGCGGCUGUCUGUGCUGAUGUCAUCCGCCGAUGGGUCUACCCACUCACGCCAGAGGCAAACUUCACUGACAGCACAACCCAGAACUGCACUCAUUCCCGGCAUAACAUUUACCGAGGGCCUGAAGUCAGCCUAGGCCAUGGCAGCGUCCUGGAGGAAAAUGUGCUUCUGGGCUCUGGCACUGUCAUUGGCAGCAAUUGCUCUAUUACCAACAGUGUCAUUGGCCCUGGCUGCCACAUUGGUGAUAACGUGGUGCUGGACCAGGCCUACCUGUGGCAGGGUGUCCGAGUGGCUGCUGGAGCACAGAUCCAUCAAUCUCUGGUCUGUGACAAUGCUGAAGUCAAGGAACAAGUUACACUGAAGCCACGCUGUGUCCUUACUUCCCAGGUGGUAGUGGGCCCAGACAUCACGCUGCCUGAGGGCUCGGUGAUCUCUUUGCACCCUCCAGAUGCAGAGGAAGAUGAGGAUGAUGGCCAGUUCAGUGACGAUUCUGGGGCUAACCAAGAAAAGGAGAAAGUGAAGCUGAAAGGUUACAAUCCAGCAGAAGUCGGAGUUGCUGGCCAGGGCUACCUCUGGAAAGCUGCAGACAUGAACGUGGAAGAGGAAGAAGAACUACGGCAGAAUCUAUGGGGUGAGCUAGUAGAGAACUUAAAGCAUUCUGGAGUGAUGUUGGCUCAUGAACUUUUUCGUUUGAUUUUAGUAUUCCAGAAUGAAGUCCUGGGAACACUACAGCGGGGCAAGGAGGAGAACAUUUCUUGUGACAAUCUAGUCCUAGAGAUCAACUCUCUCAAAUACGCCUACAACAUAAGUCUAAAGGAGGUGAUGCAAGUAUUGAGCCACGUGGUCCUGGAGUUCCCCUUCCAACAGAUGGAUUCCCUGCUGGACCCAAACCGUUACUGCGCCCUGCUGCUUCCCCUUCUCAAAGCCUGGAGUCCUGUUUUUAGGAACUACAUAAAGCGUGCAGCUGAUCAUUUGGAAGCAUUGGCAGCCAUUGAGGACUUCUUCCUGGAGCAUGAAGCUCUUAGUACUUCCCUGGCCAAGGUGCUGAUGGCUUUCUACCAGCUAGAGAUCCUGGCUGAGGAAACAAUCCUGAGCUGGUUCAGCCAAAGGGAUAUGACUGAUAAGGGGCAGCAAUUGCGCAAGAACCAACAGCUGCAGAGGUUCAUCCAGUGGCUAAAAGAGGCAGAAGAGGAAUCAUCUGAAGAUGACUGAAGUCACACCGCCUGCUCCUACGGG